Messenger RNA from Knipowitschia caucasica, 1938 nucleotides. The record is from the annotation of a GenBank genome assembly. NCBI's taxonomy places the organism in Eukaryota, Metazoa, Chordata, Actinopteri, Gobiiformes, Gobiidae.
AUGUCUAUGAUCUCCACACAUCGUCCCGCGGUGGGGGUGGGGCUGUGGUCAAACACAUUCUCCUGGAGCUUCCGUGGAGUCCGGAGGAGGGGCAUUGGGCAGUGGGCAGUGGGCUCCGGUCACCGCCUGUACACCAUGCUGUACACUCACAUACUCUGCGUUAUUGUGUUUUACACGCUUCUAAAUCCUCGUUCUACACAAUCCACGUGUCUAUUUGUCGUAGAGGUCCUCACUACCGCCGCAGACGUGCCUCGCUCUUUCCGUGAUCUGAAAAGUCCAUCUACAGAAUGGGGUUCACCUGUGAUCAGAAUAUCAACAUACAGGAAAUCAUGCCUGAACUGUGGCAUGAUUUACAGAUACCAGGAGUGGGAGGAGGGUAUCCACAAUUUUGAUGACCACAUCAUCCUGUCUCUGCACUUGUGCCUGGUGGUCAGGAAUGCACUUCAGACCCAUACAGCUAUCAGCAAAGUGAUAGAAAUAAUAGAAAAAACAGAAAAGGUGUCCUUUCCAAACAAGGACAGAGUUCUUCAGGCAUAUCUUCAUUUUGAGGCCCUGACCAACCAUGACUACACCUACAGUUGUGUGUCAUGUGGAUACAACCCAGCAGUUGUUGUACAGCAGGUCAGGGCACUGUGCAAACAGUGUGGUGUGGACCACAAAGGGUCCAAGGUGGAUCUUGUCAUCAGGCUUUCUGAGAAGAUGUCUAACAGAGUCACCUACAACAAGGUGUUUGAGAAGGUGUGGGGUGCCUCUGUGAAAUUCAACCUUAGAGCAGAGAGUCCACGUGACUUUGUGGAUCUCUUGCUGUCCUGGAAACACUUUCCUAAUAUGUCAGUGUACGAUUAUGCCAGGGGGCUGGCACUGCAUGCCAACCGCAGGCAGCCAGGAAUCUUUGACCCUUUUCAAGGAAGGUUACUGGAUCCCACCCCAGAGAACGUUAAGCAGGCCUCAGAGGGCAAAGUUCAGUUGUCUCAGGUCUUGGAUGAGACCAAAAGUCCCACUCAGCACCUUGCAAUGGUGAAUGGGAUCAUCCUGACCCGCUUUGACUUUUGGAGUCUGGGUUUGGAGCGGGACAUGGACGGAAUGAUCCUGAACUGUUGUCUAAAAGUGAUUGAGAAGAGAGUAGAGAAAGUGUUUGCUGCAGACAGCCAUGUCAUUUCCACUUGGUUCCCACCAUUAUCGCUGAACCACAUGGAUCACCUACAGGAUGAUGCAGCCAGUCUACAGUGGAUUAUUCUCCCAGUACACAUUGCUCACAGCCUGUCUCCUGGCCCCUGGAGGGAGCUUGGCGUGAAUGAUGUUCAGGGCCUAACAAAGCAAGGGUGCUCCAACAACUGUGGCGUGUUUGUUUUGAUGUACACGCUGUACAUUGUAAUGGGGGCCAAUUGUGACUUCAGAGAGGAAAACAUGCUGCAAAUUAGGAGAUGGUGGUGUCUUGUCCUCCUACAGAACUUCCCCAUGCCGUCUAAGGAAACCAGAUUGCAGGAAAGAAAAAGACGGAGAAAGCAAAAAGGAAAACAGGAUCUGGAAGUGGUCCCUCCAAAAAGUAUUCGGCUUUCAGAAUCUGUCUCUGAAGCAUCAGCAAAGGCUGAGAGCUUGCCGGAAGUGGGAACUGGGAACGGAGAGGAUUCCCUGCUUAUGGACACCUUAACGGCAGCAAGGUGGUGUGGCACAAGAUCCUUCAAGGGAAAACUUUACCUUCCCCAGGUCAUCACCAUGAACAAGGAAGAUUCCUUGAGGGCAGUGGAAAUGCUGCGCAUGUGUGAUGGCCUGGAUGAAGAGUAUAAAGAAGACCUCAGUGAACCGUUCAUGUUCAUGUUUAGUUUGCAGGCAGACUAUGAGGAGUUCUGCAAGGAAAUGAUGGACAAAAGGCAGCUGCAGUCGCGAACAGGUCGUGACAUCUACAAAGUCAAUCUACAGAAUGGGGUUCACCUGUGA